ACUUGUGGUUUUGGACUGUUGCAGCUGUGGUUCCUACAGGUCCUGGACUUUCCCAAGACAGACGUCCGGCACCAAAUCCAUAAGUUUACAUACAGCAGGAAAUCCGUCACUGCUGAAUCAAAUCACUAUGUCAGCGAAAACAGCUACUCAGCUAGGGGAUGAUGAGAAGUUUCUGUUUGUGGACAAAAACCUAUUCAGCAAUCCCCUGGCCCAAGCAGACUGGUCAGCGAAAAAGUUAGUUUGGAUACCCUCUGAAAAACAUGGGUUUGAAGCCGCAAGUAUUAAAGAGGAAAAGGGGGAUGAAGUUAUUGUUGAACUGGCUGAAAACGGGAAGAAAAUUACAGUCAACAAGGAUGACGUUCAAAAAAUGAAUCCCCCGAAAUUCUCAAAAGUUGAGGACAUGGCUGAGCUAACUUGUCUGAAUGAGGCCUCUGUGUUGCAUAACUUGAGGGAGCGGUACUUCUCUGGACUCAUUUAUACAUAUUCAGGCCUCUUUUGCGUGGUAAUAAACCCAUACAAGAUGCUACCCAUCUACUCAGAGAAGAUCAUUGAAAUGUACAAGGGAAAGAAAAGACAUGAAAUGCCCCCUCAUAUCUACGCUAUAGCAGACACCGCCUACAGGAGUAUGAUGCAAGAUCGAGAAGACCAGUCAAUUCUAUGCACAGGUGAAUCUGGUGCCGGUAAGACAGAAAACACAAAGAAGGUCAUCCAGUACCUGGCUGUAGUAGCGUCAUCACAUAAAGGCAAGAAGGACACGAGUAUAACUCAACAGCCAGGUGCAGCCUUUGCUUACGGUGAGCUGGAGAAGCAGCUGCUUCAGGCUAACCCCAUCCUGGAAGCCUUUGGAAAUGCCAAAACCGUAAAGAAUGACAACUCCUCCAGAUUCGGCAAGUUCAUCCGCAUCAACUUUGAUGUCACUGGCUAUAUUGUUGGAGCAAACAUUGAGACCUAUCUACUGGAAAAGUCAAGAGCUAUUCGCCAAGCCAAGGAUGAAAGGGCUUUCCAUAUUUUUUACUAUCUGAUCUGUGGAGCAGGAGAGAAACUGAGAAAUGAGUUGCUACUGGAGAAUUUCAAUGACUAUAGGUUUUUGUCUAAUGGAUACGUACCAAUUCCUAGCCAAAAAGAUGAUGAGAUGUUUGUUGAGACUCUGGAGGCCAUGGCCAUCAUGGGAUUCACUGAUGAAGAGCAGACAGCUAUGUUGAAGGUUGUUUCAUCUGUAUUACAACUUGGGAACAUCGUUUUCAAAAAGGAGAGAAAUAACGACCAGGCGUCCAUGCCCGAUGAUACAGUUGCUCAGAAGGUGUGCCAUCUAAGUGGAAUUAACGUGACAGAUUUUACACGAGCCAUCCUGACUCCUCGCAUCAAAGUUGGACGUGAUGUAGUACAGAAAGCUCAGACCAAAGAACAGGCGGAUUUUGCAGUGGAAGCCUUGGCAAAAGCAACGUACGAGCGACUGUUUCUCUGGUUGUUGUCACGUGUUAACAAAGCACUGGACAAAACAAAAAGGCAGGGAGCCUCAUUCCUGGGCAUUCUUGACAUAGCAGGAUUUGAAAUCUUUGAGGUCAACUCCUUUGAACAAUUGUGCAUCAACUACACAAAUGAGAAGCUACAACAGCUGUUUAACCACACCAUGUUCAUCCUGGAACAGGAGGAGUACCAACGAGAAGGCAUUGAGUGGAACUUCAUCGACUUCGGACUUGAUCUGCAGCCUUGUAUUGAGCUCAUCGAAAGGCCGAACAACCCUCCUGGUGUAUUGGCUCUGUUAGAUGAAGAGUGCUGGUUUCCAAAGGCUACUGACAAAUCCUUUGUGGAUAAACUAAGCCAAGAACAAGGCAAUCAUCCCAAAUUCCACAAGGCUAAACAGCUAAAGGGUGUGACUGAAUUCUCUAUAAUGCACUAUGCAGGAAAGGUUGACUAUAAUGCUAGUGAAUGGCUGACAAAGAACAUGGAUCCAUUGAAUGACAAUGUGACAACACUCUUAAAUCAGUCUUCGGAUAAGUUUGUGGGUGACCUUUGGAAAGAUGUGGAUCGUAUCGUUGGUCUGGACCAGGUGGCAAAAAUGAGCAGUGACAGCUCCCUCCCCAGUUCUUCCAAGACCAAGAAAGGGAUGUUCCGUACAGUUGGUCAGCUGUACAAAGAACAGCUGAUGAAGCUGAUGACAACCCUUAGAAAUACAAACCCCAACUUUGUGCGUUGCAUCAUUCCAAAUCAUGAAAAGAGGGCUGGAAAACUGGAUGCCCACCUAGUUUUAGAACAGCUGCGUUGCAAUGGUGUCUUGGAAGGUAUCCGCAUUUGUCGACAGGGAUUCCCGAACAGAAUUGUUUUUCAGGAAUUCAGGCAGAGAUAUGAGAUUUUAACUCCAGGUGCUAUUCCUAAAGGAUUUAUGGAUGGCAAACAAGCUUGUAUAGCUAUGAUAAAAGGUAUAGAGUUGGACCCUAACCUCUACAGGAUUGGUCAAAGUAAAAUAUUCUUCAGAACAGGAGUUCUCGCACACUUGGAAGAGGAGAGAGAUUUAAAGAUUACAGACAUUAUUAUUGCUUUCCAGGCUCAGUCCCGAGGCUACCUUGCCAGAAAAGCUUUUGCCAAGAGACAACAACAGUUAACAGCCAUGAAAGUCAUUCAGAGAAACUGCGCUGCUUAUCUGAAACUCCGAAACUGGCAGUGGUGGAGAUUGUUUACAAAGGUAAAGCCUCUGCUUCAAGUGACAAGGCAGGAGGAAGAACUACAAGCAAAGGAUGACGAACUGCUGAGGACCAAGGAGAGGCAAGAGAGGGCCGAGCUUGAACUGAAAGAACUAUCAGAUAAGCACAUGCAGCUGGUGGAAGAAAAGAAUCUUCUUCAAGAACAGCUCCAAGCAGAGACAGAACUGUAUGCUGAGGCUGAAGAGAUGAGGAUACGUCUCACUGCCAAAAAACAGGAGCUAGAGGAGAUCCUUCAUGAACUAGAAAACCGGAUAGAGGAAGAAGAGGACCGCAGUCAACAGCUACAGGUGGAGAAAAAGAAGAUGCAGCAGCAAAUGCAGGAUCUUGAAGACCAGCUAGAAGAAGAAGAAGCUGCAAGACAAAAACUACAGCUUGAGAAAGUAACAGCUGAAGCCAAGAUAAAGAAACUGGAAGAUGAUAUCCUUGUAAUGGAUGAUCAAAAUAACAAGCUUGUUAAGGAAAGGAAACUUCUGGAAGAGAGAGUGUCAGAUCUUACAACCAACCUUGCUGAAGAGGAGGAGAAAGCCAAGAAUUUGACAAAACUAAAGGCAAAACACGAGUCCAUGAUUUCUGAUCUAGAAGUGAGACUUAAAAAAGAAGAGAAGGGUAGACAAGAGUUGGAGAAACUAAAGAGAAAGCUGGAAGGGGAAUCCAAUGACCUACAAGAGCAGAUAGCUGAACUCCAAGCCCAGAUCGCUGAACUGAAGAUGCAACUAGCCAAGAAAGAAGAGGAGCUACAGGCAGCCCUGGCCAGGCUUGAAGAUGAAACAGCUCAAAAGAAUAAUGCACUAAAGAAAAUCCGUGAGCUGGAAUCACACAUCUCAGAUCUCCAGGAAGACCUGGAUUCAGAGAGAUCAGCUCGAAACAAGGCUGAAAAACAAAAAAGGGAUCUUAGUGAAGAACUUGAAGCCCUGAAAACAGAACUUGAGGAUACUUUGGACACAACUGCUGCCCAGCAAGAACUUAGAGCAAAGAGGGAACAGGAAGUAACAAUGCUGAAAAAGGCCCUGGAGGAGGAGACAAGAUCACAUGAGGCUCAGGUUCAAGAGAUGAGACAGAAGCAUACCCAAGCUGUGGAAGAACUUACAGAGCAAGUCGAACAGAUCAAAAGGGUGAAAUCAAAUUUAGAGAAGGCUAAACAGGGUCUGGAGAAGGAUAAUGCAGAUCUCGUUGCCGAUGUCAGGUCACUAGCUCAAGCAAAGCAAGACCUGGAAUAUAAAAAGAAGAAAGUGGAAACACAACUUCAAGACCUACAGUCAAAAUACACAGAAGGAGAGCGUGUCAGAAAUGAGCUCGCAGAGAAGAGCUACAGGUUACAGACUGAACUUGACAAUGUUACUGCCCUGCUCAACGAAGCAGAAACUAAGAACAUCAAACUUUCCAAGGAUGUCGCUAGUUUAUCAUCACAGUUACAAGAUACACAGGAACUGCUCCAAGAGGAAACCCGUCAAAAACUGAAUGUGACAACGAAAUAUCGUCAACUAGAGGAUGAACGUAACAGUCUACAGGAACAGCUGGAGGAGGAAGGAGAGGCAAAGCAUAAUCUUGAAAGGCACAUUUCUAGCCUCAAUGUGCAGCUAUCAGAUUCGAAGAAGAAACUUGAGGAAUUUAAUGCUACUGUAGAGGGUCUAGAAGAAGGUAAAAAGAAAUUACAUAGAGAAAUUGAGAACGUGAACCAGCAAUAUGAAGAAAAAGCGUCGGCCUUUGACAAGCUGGAAAAAACUAAGAACAGAUUACAACAGGAACUGGAUGACCUACUGGUGGACUUGGACAACCAAAGGACAUUAGUCUCAAAUUUAGAGAAGAAACAAAAGAAAUUUGAUCAGAUGCUAGCUGAGGAGAAAACCAUCUCCAGUAAGUAUGCAGAUGAAAGGGAUCGGGCUGAAGCAGAGGCACGGGAAAAGGAAACAAGGGCUUUGGCACUAAGUCGGGCCCUCGAGGAAGCUUUGGAGGCCAAGGAGGAAAUGGAAAGAGCCAAUAAGUUGUUGAAAGCUGAAAUGGAAGAUCUAGUUAGUUCUAAGGAUGAUGUAGGAAAGAAUGUCCAUGAGUUGGAGAAGUCAAAGCGCGCUCUAGAACAGCAGAUGGAGGAGAUGAAAACACAGCUGGAAGAACUAGAGGAUGAACUACAGGCUACAGAGGAUGCAAAACUCAGACUAGAAGUUAACAUGCAAGCCUUAAAAGCACAGUUUGAGCGAGAUCUACAAGCCAGAGAUGAACAAAACGAGGAAAAGAGAAGACAGCUCGUUAAACAGGUUCGUGAGCUUGAAACAGAACUAGAAGAUGAGCGCAAGCAGCGUUCAGCAGCAGCAGCUGCCAGAAAGAAACUGGAGGUGGAUGUCAAGGACCUGGAAAGCCAGAUUGACAGUUCUAACAAAGGCCGUGAUGAGGCUAUAAAACAACUCCGCAAGCUCCAGGCUCAGGCAAAGGAUUACCAACGAGAAAUUGAGGAAGCCCAUGCAUCUAGAGAAGAAGUUUUAGCCACAGCUAAAGAAAGUGAGAAGAAGGCAAAGAAUCUGGAAGCUGAACUGAUACAACUCCAAGAGGAUUUAGCGGCUGUAGAACGAGCACGCAAACAGGCGGAACAGGAGAAAGACGAUCUUGCUGAAGAGCUCUCAAGCAAUGCAUCUGGAAAGUCAGCACUUCUUGAUGAGAAGCGACGUCUAGAAGCUAAAAUUGGACAACUGGAGGAGGAGUUAGAAGAAGAACAGGGUAAUAUGGAGGCCAUGAGUGAUCGGUUACGGAAAGCUGUGCAGCAGUCAGAGCAGCUGACCAAUGAGCUGGCAGCAGAGCGCAGUACAGCACAGAAGAAUGAGACCGCACGCCAGCAACUGGAAAGGCAAAACAAAGAGCUGAAGUCCAAGCUACAAGAAAUGGAAGGAGCCGUCAAGUCUAAAUUCAAGGCAUCCAUCACCUCAUUAGAAGCCAAGGUUGCUCAGUUGGAAGAACAACUGGAACAGGAAGGAAGAGAUAAACAGAAUGCAGCCAAGGCGAUGAGACAGAAGGACAAAAAAAUGAAAGAUAUUAUGCUGCAGGUUGAAGACGAGAGGAAACAGGCUGAGCAGUACAAAGACCAGUCUGAAAAGGCAAAUGCACGGGUAAAGCAACUGAAACGACAGCUCGAAGAGGCUGAAGAAGAAUCCCAGAGGAUAAAUGCUGCUCGACGAAAACUACAACGGGAGCUUGAGGAAGCAACUGAGAGCAACGAGACCAUGAAUCGUGAGGUCAGCACCCUGAAGAGCAAACUCAGGCGGGGAAAUGAGGCAUCAUUUACUACAACCACCUCCUCACCCUCUUCUGCCACUCGAAGAUCUGCAGGCCGAAGAGUUCUGGAUACCUCAGAUGGCUUAUAUGAUGACCUGGAUAGACACGAUGCUGAUUAUAAUGGAACAAAAUGCAGUGACUAAAUUGCAACGCUACAUGAAAUGCCUGAUAUUUAACGCAACUUUUUUUCAUUCAAAACUGCAUUUCUUGCAUUGCACACACAAGACAAAUGAUAAAGCGUAACAUUACUACAAUGUGUAUGCUUUAAAAAUGAAAGGCUAAUGAAAGCAGAAUUCUUCAAGACAGCAGAUAUCAACUAAAGAUACCUGCAAAAUAGACAGUUUGAGACGUUACUGAAAAUUCUACAAGAAAUCAGAAGACAUAAUGGUUAACAAAAAGUAAUAAAUGGACAUAAACAGUUUAAAGACAUGAAGUGUUCUUUGUGUUUCUGUAGACUCUGCUAGGUAUGUUGCCUAGCUGUGCCUAUUGUAGGAUGAGUUACACAGCCAGUGUCUUAGUUAUUUAAAACACGCGGCUAUACCCUUUCCCAGAUGUUACACAUAAGAUGCACUUUUCACAAAAUACUGUCUUUAUUUGCUUUGUAUUAAAAUUAAUAUUUUUAAAAUAAUGUAUUAGAAAUGUUAUACCAUUUUCUAUGCACUUUUUGAGGCUAUGGAUUAAGCACUUUCACUAAUAAAAAAAUUAAUAAAUUAUCAAAAAGUAAA
Protopterus annectens (West African lungfish) is the source of this 6688-nucleotide messenger RNA. RefSeq names its product myosin heavy chain 11 (gene MYH11). Gene Ontology annotation, molecular function: actin filament binding; cytoskeletal motor activity; ATP binding. Gene Ontology annotation, cellular component: myosin complex. The record is from RefSeq and is a predicted model, not a curated record. The coding region runs from base 128 to 6106 and encodes 1992 amino acids. NCBI's taxonomy places the organism in Eukaryota, Metazoa, Chordata, Ceratodontiformes, Protopteridae. The transcript has 42 exons.